AUUUGAAUUCCCUCUAACAUUAUAGUUCAAUAAGAUUGCAUUUGUUUUAAAGAGUAGAUGAAAAAAAUACACCGCCGAAUCAAUUCAUUCAUUAUUGUAAAAGGGAGUCGACCAAAUAUUAUAUAUCUUUCUGUCUCUCUUUCUAUCUUUCUCUCUCUCUCUUUUUCGACAGAUCACUUUAUUCAUCUCAGAGGGAAAUUCACGUAUUACUGCAGCACAGAGAGAAGUAUACUUAAAGAAACUGAAGUGCGCUCAGUAGAUGGCAGCAUUAGCUGUUUUGAUGAAAGCAGACGUUACAGGAAGAAGAGUUAGAGCUACCCUGUGUGUUGUUUUGAAAGAAAAAAAAGGCGGAUAUGUUCUCUAAUGAAAGCUUUCUGGGUUUAGUUUAGACUACCUGGACUCAUGAAACUUCAUAAACUCAGCAGUAAUUCCUGACAAAUGUGUUGACCAAACGAUGGCUGCCAGUACUGAACAGAUAGACACAUCGCUCCCUCCUGGAUGGACGAGAGAGACAAGACAACGAAAGCAGGGCAAGACAGCAGGCAAAAUGGACACUUACAUUGUCAGUCCUCAGGGUAAACGCUUCAGGUCCAAAGCAGAACUCCAGAAGUACCUGCUUACUGAGGAAUGUGUCCAUCUGGAUCUGGACGCUUUUGACUUCACGACAAAAAUCAAAGCACAGUCUCAAAAAUCCAACUCUGAAAAGCCACAACAAAAAAAAAGAAAAACAGGAAGGAGAAAAGCACAACAGACAAAUCAAACUGCAGAAAAUCAUCCUGGGGCAGCUGUGGGAGAAAUGCAAAACAUAGAGAUAGAGACACAGGUGGAGGAGAAGAACAGUACGGAAGCCCAGGUGCAGAAAAUAAAGAGUGACGAAGAAGAACAAACAGACGUCAAGGGCAAAAUAGUGGAAGCAUCCAGCAGUGUUGGAGAAAACGGACUGGCCGCUGUGCCUGCCAUAAGUGUGCAUGCAGCAUCGGAGAGCGAAGGAGAGGAUAAAGCAGAGGAGGAGAAAGAAGAAAGCGAUGAAGUGAGUGACAGCCAAAAAAGUAACUCGGGGAUUGGCUCAACUGUCAGAAACACACAAAAUGGGACAAACUUACGUUCACAGAAGCGGAGAACCAGUCCAUACUUUAAAAGGAAGAAUGAUGGUCUCAGUCCUCCAAAGCGUAAAGCGUUCAGGAAGUGGACUCCACCACGUUCCCCCUUCAAUCUGGUACAAGAAACCUUGUUUCAUGACCCAUGGAAGCUUCUAGUGGCCACCAUCUUCCUCAACAGAACUAGCGGGAAAUUGGCAAUACCUGUGUUGUGGCAGUUUUUUGAGCGUUACCCAUCUGCUGAAGUAACGCGUGCCAGUGACUGGAAGCCACUUGCUGAUCUCAUGCAGCCGCUCGGUCUCAACUCUCUACGAGCCAAAACACUCAUCCGCUUCUCCGAUGAGUUCCUCACCAAAUCAUGGCGGUAUCCAUGUGAGCUCUAUGGCAUCGGCAAAUAUGGCAACGAUUCAUAUCGCAUAUUCUGUGUGGGAGACUGGAGAGAGGUCACCCCAGAAGACCACAAGCUGAACAAGUAUCACGCGUGGCUGUGGGAAAACCACAAGCAGUUAGGCAUCUGAUGUUUUGUGUUGGCUGGAGCCUCACAGGACUGUCUUCCUAACUUUCUUUUAACUUGCCAUAAUUUUAAAUCAGGCCAAGGGAGUAAAGCAAAGGCUACUUUUUUAGUAACUUCAGUGCUGUCUACUGCUGAGAAUUAAAAAAAAAAAGAAAA
Molecule: messenger RNA, 1767 nt
Organism: Ictalurus furcatus (blue catfish)
Lineage: Eukaryota; Metazoa; Chordata; Actinopteri; Siluriformes; Ictaluridae
Gene: mbd4
Product: methyl-CpG binding domain protein 4
Exons: 9
Coding region: 455-1615 (386 amino acids)
Biological process (GO): DNA repair
Cellular component (GO): nucleus
Molecular function (GO): catalytic activity; DNA binding
Source: RefSeq, a predicted model, not a curated record